Messenger RNA from Siniperca chuatsi (mandarin fish), 3646 nucleotides. It is a transcript of the gene syt6a, whose product is annotated as synaptotagmin VIa. Bases 141 to 1766 code for a protein of 541 amino acids. The record is from RefSeq and is a predicted model, not a curated record. Gene Ontology annotation, molecular function: syntaxin binding; phosphatidylserine binding; clathrin binding. The transcript has 7 exons. NCBI's taxonomy places the organism in Eukaryota, Metazoa, Chordata, Actinopteri, Centrarchiformes, Sinipercidae. Gene Ontology annotation, cellular component: membrane. Gene Ontology annotation, biological process: regulation of dopamine secretion; cellular response to calcium ion; regulation of calcium ion-dependent exocytosis.
GAGUGUGGAAGAAGGAGAAGAAUCAGCCGAGGACAGAGACGAGUUGCAUUUAUCUUCUGCAUGCUAGGCUGCUGCGUGUGUGUGUGGGUGUGUUAGUCCCCUUGGAUGAGCACACAACGGCUGAGGAUGCUGCUGGGAGCAUGAGUUCUGACCGAGAGGAGUAUGACAUGGUCUGUCAGAAAGCUGUGACCCUAAUUGUUGACCUUUGCCUUCACAACAGCACACUGUUGGAUCGGGACACCUGUCAGGAUUACCUCUUCCUGUUGUCCAGCCAGAGCUCUGACCGCAAAGAACCGGACGCUUCUUUUGGCCUCCUGCUUGGUGUGUUUGUGGUCUGUGGCCUGGCUCUGCUGGGCCUUCUUACAUUCAUCUCCUGGAAGCUGUGCUGUGUGCCUCGGCGAACUAAGGCCCAUUUCCCCAGUCCACCCCUAACUCCGUCUUGUGGCCCAGAGCACCGCCCGCUCCAGCCGCCUCUCCUGCUGCCCAGUUCCCAGCAGUCACCAGUCACCAUGGCGACAGAGAAGGUGAAGGACCCCAUGGGCUCAAUGGGUUUCCUGGAGGCAGCAGUGAAGAUAAGCCGUACAUCUCCCGACAUCCCCACCGAUGUGCAGCUCUCCAUGAGGGAGCACUUUCUGCGCCGCACGCAACGCAUGCAGAGGCAAACCACGGAGCCGGCUUCCUCCACUCGGCACAAUUCAUUCAAAAGACACCUGCCCAGGCAGAUGCAGGUAGGCAGUCUUGACCUGGGAAAUGACUAUAUGGUGGACAAAGACGAAAAGCCCACCAGCAUUGGGCGCAUCCAGCCAGAGCUCUACCAACAGAAGACCCUGGAAUCAGAGGAUUCAUCCAAGAACAGCAGCAGCAAAAACUGUGGCUCAAUUAACUUCUCUCUCAAGUACGACUACGAAAAUGAGGCCCUCCUAGUCAACAUCCUCAAGGCAGUAGACCUACCUGCCAAGGACUUAUGCGGCACAUCUGACCCUUAUGUGAAGGUCUACCUGCUGCCCGACCGCAAGAAGUUCCAGACUCGCGUCCACCGGAAGACGCUCAACCCCACAUUCAGCGAGACCUUCCAGUUCCCUGUGCCUUACGAUGAGCUGGCGGUCAGGAAGCUCCAUAUGAGCGUCUUUGACUUUGACCGGUUUUCACGCCAUGAUAUGAUCGGGGAGGUGGUGCUGGAAAACUUGUUUGAGACAUCAGACCUCUCCAGGGAGACGAACAUAUGGAGGGACAUCCAAUAUGCCACUAGUGAAAGCGUUGACCUUGGGGAGAUCAUGUUCUCACUAUGCUACCUGCCCACUGCAGGCAGACUCACACUUACUGUCAUCAAGUGCAGGAACCUCAAGGCCAUGGACAUCACUGGAUACUCAGAUCCCUACGUCAAAGUGUCGCUCAUAUGUGACGGGAGACGUUUGAAAAAGAAGAAGACAAGCAUAAAAAAGAACACGCUGAAUCCCACCUACAAUGAGGCCAUCAUCUUUGACAUCCCACCAGACAGUAUGGACCACGUCAGCCUGCACAUCUCUGUCAUGGACUACGAUUUGGUAGGUCACAAUGAGAUCAUUGGUGUGAUGAGGGUUGGAUGCCAUGCUGAGGGACUUGGCAGGGACCACUGGAAUGAAAUGCUGGCUUACCCACGCAAGCCCAUUGCACACUGGCACCCCCUGCUGGAGUCUAAGAAAUCUGAGAAGGAGUGGAAGGCGAGGACAGCCAGCUUUGACAGCCAGGGCUCCUGCCCCUCACCCAGGCCCCCUGCUAGUCCCUGAGCAGAGCCACCUGUGACCCAGCAGCCCAGAAAGGGGUUUCCUCCCUCCUGUUGAUCCACUUCCUGUCUGUCUGACUGAGGAGAAACACAACCCCACUGUCUCUCCCUCUCUCUCUCUGUCCCUCACUUCCUCAAGUCUAAUCCCAGAGCACUCCCAAGAACUGAUCGUCAAUCAGUUAGUUGUGUGAAGCGCAGUCUUUUCGGGUUAAAGUUUUAGGGUCACUGAUUUGCAAUGUGGGUGUUGUGAUGACCCAGAGCCGCUCUCGUUGUCCUCAGAAGAGAUUGUCUGGACAUCCGGCUGUCCAAGCUGAUGUGAACGGAUCUCGGUGUCCCCACAGGUGACUUUCCAAAUGCUGAAGAUUCAGCUCUGCGCUGCAGAGACUCUUUGAUGGAGAAACUCAGUCGGAUAUCGCUCCCUGAGAGCAGCAGAAGUUUCAAAGAGGGAAGCUGAGGACUCAGCCGGGGUAGAAAAAGAGGUUAUCUUAAACGUGAUCUGAAGCAAUUUCAAACUCUACAGCUCGCUCUCAUUGAAUUUCACAGUGCUGUAUUAGCAUAAAAACGAUACUGAACUGUAGCAUUUUGGAACUAUUAGAUGUAAUAUCGCUCCAUUAGUCGUUAUUGUUUGUGAAUAGCUAAAAUUAACUGAAUUUCAGAGCUCCAGCUGAGUUCACUGUACUUCCAGUUUCAUCAAUAACAUAAGCAAUUAGCUGAUGCCCAGUUUAUUGAGGAGAGGUUGGAUCAGGCUGAACUAAAAUAUUCUCACCUUGGCAAUUUGCAGCUUUAGUGUGUUUUCACAAGCAGCCAAGACAAGAAGUUUUGUGUAGCGAAGAAGAAACAACAGGAUUAUUGGUAUUCACAUGAGAGCAUAUUGGGCUGCAGUGUUAUAGCUGAUUUCAUUUCUAAAACAAUGCUUUCAAUCUUUUUGAUACAAGAAGAAGAAGGUUAAAUUACCUGACAAAGGCACAAAUAGCUUAUUGAACACAAUGAUAGCAAAAAACCAACCCAAAAAGAAAAGAUUUUAAAAUAGACAAUAAAAAAACAGAAACAAGCUUUUUAUCAAGGGAGCUGUGGAGGUUUCUGUAAACAGGGAAAUUGUGAGCACACUUUACACACCCUUACCUCCUUCUCUGUUUGAUAUUUGCAAGUCUUUCUUCCAAAUGAAAACUCACACCAACGGUCAUGUUGUCCUUCACACAAAAACACUUUUCAAAUGCACUUCUUUGUCUCCUCUUCUUUUUUUUCUGAACAGGUUUUGGUGGAUGUGUAUAGUUUCAUGUACAGCCGUCUGCCGGUUACUGUAUGUAUGUUUUGUUUCUCUAAACAGAAAACCAGAAAAUAUAUAAUGAUAGGUAUAGAUUAAAAAAUUACUGACAUUUUGAAUAUAUGUAGCCUUGUUGGUGGUGAUGAUUGAGAAAAACCUAAACUCUGAAAAAGGUGAACAUAUUUGUCUUUUGAAAUUAGAAACAUGCAACUUUCUUGAUGUUUAUCCUGUCAUUAAUCAUAUUGUUGUACAGGGAGAAUGUGUAUUUGAAUUUGCCAUCCAGAUGCUUGAUCUGCAACAUGUGGUAAAUGGAUUAUUUUUGAUGUGAUUAAGAAAAAGACUGCAGCACUGCUGUUAUAUCAGUUUUAUUUGCAUCAGCAUAAUUCCUUAAAUGUUUCCCUGCAUAUUAUUCAUUUUCUUUACAAUAACUUAAGUUUUAGACAGAUAAAAGAUGCACAAAACUCCAGCUAAGGCCUGGAUCACUGUCCUAUAACUGAUUCUAUAAUUGUUCAGGUGAAAAACAGUAAUGCAUCUAUAGCUUUUAAUUAAAAAUAUUACGUAAUGGAGGGUUCCAUAUUGCUUUGUGAUGAGAAUAAAACAUAAUAAUGUGUAAUAAUCUA